AUGGAUUUUUUCUUUGGGAAACAACCAACUGUCAAAGAACAACAAAGGCAAAAUGAUCGAGAACUCCGCAAGGCAGCUAGAGACUUGGAAAGAGACAAAGCGGCUUUAGAAAGAGAAGAGAAGAAACUUGAGAAUGAGAUUAAAAAAAUGGCUAAAGAAGGCAAUAAUGAAGGUUGUAAAAUAUUAGCAAAACAACUGGUGCAGAUGAGGAAACAGAAAGCUAGGAUUUAUAGUGCUAAUAGUAAGAUUUCAAGUGUACAAAUACAAAAUAAGACGAUGGGAGCAAACAUAGCGAUUGCAGGCGCGAUGGGUACCACCGCUAAAACCAUGGAUAGCAUGAAUAAGGUCAUGAACCCACAACAAAUUGCUAAAGACAUGGAGGCCUUUAGACAAGCUAAUGCUAAGAUGGAUAUGACAGAUGAAAUGAUUGCAGACACACUUGAUGACAUCAUGGACGAAUCUGGCGACGAGGAAGAGACUGAAGGCAUUGUCAACAAGGUGCUCGAUGAAAUCGGCAUUGAAAUCAGUGGAAAGAUGGCUGGUGCCCCAUCGGUGGCUCGCAACAAACUUGGAGAAUCAACCAAAGACGCCGAUAAAGAACUUAUGGAACAGCUGGCUAAGCUUAAGUCUUAG
Messenger RNA from Spodoptera littoralis (African cotton leafworm), 633 nucleotides. The record is from the annotation of a GenBank genome assembly. NCBI's taxonomy places the organism in Eukaryota, Metazoa, Arthropoda, Insecta, Lepidoptera, Noctuidae.